Molecule: messenger RNA, 3480 nt
Organism: Acomys russatus (golden spiny mouse)
Lineage: Eukaryota; Metazoa; Chordata; Mammalia; Rodentia; Muridae
Gene: Scyl3
Product: SCY1 like pseudokinase 3
Exons: 14
Coding region: 243-2450 (735 amino acids)
Biological process (GO): protein phosphorylation
Molecular function (GO): ATP binding; protein kinase activity
Source: RefSeq, a predicted model, not a curated record
CGCGGCCGCUCUAGCUCGGUUCCGGGUUCGCGCGCCUCGGUGGUGGCGUCGGAGGAACGGAAGGCCGGUCCGUCGACCCGUUUCCGGGCCCUUGCUGUGCGGUCUGAGCCGGGUCCUGGGAGACUGUGGGUGUCGGAGCCAGCCCCGGGCGAAAAGGGAGCGGAGCCGCCAGCCUCCUCCCGCCGCCCGCAGAUCUUUUUGGCUGUGAGGAGGAACUGCAGAACUGCCUCACUACAAAAGGGAUGGGAUCGGAGAACAGUGCUUUAAAGAGCUACACACUGAGAGAAUCGCCCUUCACCUUACCCUCUGGACUUGCUGUUUAUCCCGCCGUACUGCAGGAUGGGAAAUGUGCUUCAGUGUUUGUCUAUAAGAGAGAAAACGAAGACAAGGUUAACAAAGCUGCCAAGCACUUAAAGACACUUCGUCACCCUUGCUUGCUAAGAUUUUUAUCUUGUACUGUGGAAGCAGAUGGCAUUCAUCUUGUCACUGAGAGAGUGCAGCCUCUGGAAGUGGCCUUGGAAACCCUGUCUCCUGCAGAAGUCUGUGCUGGAAUCUAUGACAUAUUGCUGGCUCUUGUCUUCCUUCAUGACAGAGGACAUCUGACACACAACAAUGUCUGCUUGUCAUCCAUUUUUGUGAGUGAAGAUGGGCACUGGAAGCUUGGAGGCAUGGAGACAGUUUGCAAAGUUCCUCAGGCCACACCAGAGUUUCUCAGGAGUAUCCAGUCAGUAAGAGACCCAGCAUCUAUUCCUCCUGAGGAGAUGUCUCCAGAAUUCGCAGCUCUGCCGGAGUCCCAUGGGCACGCCCGGGAUGCCUAUUCCUUUGGCACUUUGGUGGACAGCUUGCUCCCCAUCUUGAAUGAGCAGGUUUCAGCGGAUGUUCUCUCCAGCUUCCUACAGACUUUGCACUCAGCUCUGCUGAAUCCCAUGCCCAACUGUCGGCCAGCACUCAGCACCUUACUGUCCCAUGAUUUCUUCAGAAAUGAUUUCCUAGAAGUUGUAAAUUUCUUGAAAAGUUUGACAUUAAAGAGUGAAGAUGAAAAGACUGAGUUUUUCAAAUUUCUGCUGGACCGAGUGAGCUGUCUGUCAGAAGAAUUAAUAGCUUCAAGAUUGGUGCCUCUUCUGCUUAACCAGCUGGUGUUUGCUGAGCCAGUAGCUGUUAAAAGUUUUCUUCCCUAUCUACUUGGCCCAAAAAAAGAGAAUACACCGGGAGAAACUCCUUGCUUGCUCUCGCCAGCACUGUUCCAGUCACGAGUGAUCCCUGUGCUUCUGCAGCUGUUCGAGGUUCACGAGGAGCAUGUGCGGAUGGUGCUGCUGUCCCACAUUGAGGCCUACGUGGAGCACUUUACUCAGGAACAGCUGAAGAAAGUCAUCUUGCCGCAGGUAUUACUGGGCCUUCGUGAUACCAGCAAUUCCAUCGUGGCAAUUACUCUUCGUAGCCUGGCAGUGCUGGUGUCUCUACUUGGACCAGAAGUGGUUGUGGGAGGAGAAAGAACUAAGAUCUUUAAGCGCACUGCUCCAAGUUUUACCAAAACUAGUGACCUUUCCCCUGAAGGUUCUCCCAUGCAUGUUGUCUGCAGCAGGCAGAGUCAGACCGCACACCUUUUGGAGAACCCCUCCUCUAACGUACUCCCUAAAUGGCUCUUUUCUGGCAACGUGCCCAGCAGCAGUGAACACAGACAGGAAGAAUAUUACAAUACUCUUUUACAGACAGGUGAUCAGUUUUCUCAUGCUAUUAAAUUCCCUAUGAAUGGAAUCUCAGAUGUGAAAAACACUUCAGAGGACAAUGGAAACUUUCCAACAAGUUCUAAUAAGCCUGAGGAGUGGCCUGAUUGGAGUGAGCCUGAGGAGUCUGAGCACAAAACUGCCAAUGUUCAGAUAUGGCCCCGAGAACUGUGUGUUGUAGCAGAGUCCCAGCACACGGAUCUGAACACAGAGGAGUCCUGGGAUGACUGUGAGUCCAGCUUUGGUACCCAAGGAAACACAGCAGCUGGAGCCUCUGCUGCCAUGCCUCUUACCUCAGGGGGACAGAUGCCCGCUGCAGCUUUGCUUCCUCUCACUGAAGAGUCAAAGGGUUUGAAAUGCAGUCCCUCCUCAAAGACCAACCAUAGACAGCAUGGGGAAGUCAAACCACUGGAAGCGUCACAAGACAGACCCCUUAAGGUUCGGUCAGAACUUGGUUUAGGAGAAGAGUUUACCAUACAAGUGAAAAAGAAGCCAGUACAAGAUCCCGAGUUGGAUUGGUUUGCUGAUAUGAUCCCAGAAAUUAAGCCUUCAGGCACUUUUCUUAUUUUACCUGAACUGAGGACAGAAGUGAUGGUCCCUGACAAGGAUAACAUCACACCAGUAAUGCAGUUUUCCUCAAAAUUUGCUGCAACAGAAAUGACUGAGGGAGAGGCAGAAGGCUGGGAAGAAGGAGAAGAGCUAACCUGGGAAGAUAACAACUGGUGACGAUGAGGAGGAGCUUAAACUUCAGGAAGAAUUCUCAAAGAAUACCUCAAAGCAAGCUGCAUGGAUGUAAAACCCCAAAGCAGCCUGUGUUCCCUGUAGCAGGAGCUCCUUCUGCAGUCUGUGCCAAUUCAAGCAGAGCCCACCCUCAGAGUGCUAGCUAAGCCCUGGGUGGCAGAAGGCUCUCGGCACCACAUUCUAGGAGAGAGCCUGUGUGCACCUGACUGAGGUUUCCAUGCAAAACAAAUAGCUACAGAAGUGCUUUCUUCCAGGAUAAUUCUGGAAGUAAAGAAAAUAAAAAAAUUCAAGCUGGUAAGCUUAACUUUGUGCCAUUUCUGCAAGAGUAAAAACUCUAUUGUGAAAAAUAACUUACUGAAAAAAAAAAAUCUAGCUGUAAAAAUUUUAACUCCAAACUGCUAAGAUUCCUUAGGCAGUUUAUUUAUUUGUUUACAGUUUAUCAUCUGAGUUAAAAGAAAGGUCCCUCCCUCUCCUUUGGACCUGGGCAGUUACUGUUCCACCUGUAUUACACUGUACCAAAGUUCUCAAUGAGAAUAUCCUCCCAUUUUGUUCUCUAUGUCGAAUAAAGAUUAUUUUCAUUUACACAAAGCUUUUAUAUAUGAUAUGAAAAUAUACAAACAUGAUUUACACUUACUUCAUUUACAAAACAUCCAGACAAGGCAUUUGAAGAAUCAAAUCUAGUUCCAUCUGACAUAGUACAUCCAUAUUUUAUAUUUUACCCUCAAGCACACAGCAUUUUAGCUUCUCAAUUCUUUCCUGCAGUGCCUCCAGCUCCCCUAGCAGCCAGGCUGGAGCAGGAGAGUGUUCCAGUAACAACUCAGUUGUCUCUAAAGCCCCUGCUGCUGCUUGAAAUGCUGUCCUGUACUCUUCUUCCCCGGGGAGCUCAUGACGUGCUCUCUUCGUGCAAGGCUGGAGAAUGAUGAAAACAUGAAACAAGUAAUGCAGCAAUACUCAUUCUAAAGAUAAUGUAACAGUUAUGUAGUUAGAGGACCAUAAAGAAGGGCACCUUUCCCAG